AUGACACGUGGAGUAGGAUAUGAUAACCCUUUCGGAGCACUUCAGACCAUUCUUUGGUUUAAUGGUGUGACACAGGGAAAUGGAUAUGAUAACUUUUCCAGAGCACUUCAGAUUAUCCUUGGGUUUGAUUGUAAGAAACGUGAAGUAGGAUAUGAUAAUUCUUCCGGAGCACUUCAGAUCAUCCUUGGGUUUGAUUGUGUAACACGUGGUGUAGGAUAUGAUUAUCCUUUCGGAGCACUUGAGAUCAUCCCUGGGUUUGAUUGUGUGACACAUGGAGUAAGAUAUGCUGACCCUUCCGGCGCACUUCAGAUCAUCCUACGGUUUGAUGGUGGGACACGUGGAAUAGGAUAUGAUAACUCUUCCGGAACAUUUAAGAUUAUCCUGACAUUAAUUUCUGAAAUAAUGGCACCUCUUUCUGAGGAGGAGGAGAACUAUGUUCGAUUAGCGUUGUUAUUGAAAGGAGUGACACCAAGAGUUGUCCGUACUUAUUUUGACAGAGAAUUUCCACCUACCUCUCUACCCUCAACACUUAGUACAAGCAAAAACACUCUUUGGGACUUGAAAUUAAACAGAGUCAUAAACCAGGCUCAAUGGAAUCUUUUGUAUCCGAGAAAUGGGGUUGUAGAUUCCAAAACAUUCGAUGUAACGUUGAUGAUCUGUUUAAUCAGAAACUUGACAUCUAUCAAUCCUCCAAUCAAUGGAUUUGACGCCCUACCACCACCAGGGGAAAAAACUCCUGCAUCUGAUCUAGCCAGGAUAAAAUGUUACAGAAAUAAACUAGCUCAUCAUGAUAAUAAUACAAUAAACAUGACUUAUUUUAAUGCAGCUUGGAGAGAUAUAUCAAAUGCUGUAAGUCGAUUGGGAGGUCAGACAAUGUAUCAAGAUUGUCAAGAUUUAAAGGUGAAAAUCUUAGAUCAGUCUAAUAAGGAAAUUAUAUUGGAAAUCAAACAAUCACUAAAAGAGAUAAAAGAGCUGAAACAAACAGUGGUAAAUUUGGGGAUGGAACACUCUCAAAUGACAGAAAGUCUUAUAGAUUUACAAACUUCACACAAUGAUCUUCAGACUUCCCAUAAUACUUUACAGACAGAACACUCAAUAGCUAUGAAUAGUUUGAACGAUCCAAUACCAUGGAACAUCAAAGAGCUGAUAAAAAAACAAUUAGAAGACUGGGAAAAGAAUGAUAAGAUGUUCGUGUCUACUAGAGCCAGUGAUUACGCCAAGGAAAGUUUACAGGAAAACAAUAUUUUGACCCUAACUGCCCCAUCAGGAGUUGGAAAAUCAUCGAUUGCAAGACACACAGCACUUCUUUUAAGGAACGAAGGAUACAAUAUUAUACCAGUGUAUACACCAACAGACAUAAGAACUUAUUAUCAACCUGGUAAACAGACAGUCUUCAUUGUAGAUGAUAUUUGUGGAAAUUUCACUGCCAACCAACAACAGAUUGAUAACUGGAAACAACUGUUACCAGUGAUUGAUACUAUUAUUGCAGAUAAAUAUUGUAAGAUUAUUGUCUCAUGUAAGUUACAAGUCUAUAAAGAUGAAAAGUUUAAUAUAUUAUCAAAUUUUAAAUCAAAUGAAUGCAACUUAAUAUCAGAUAAGUUAGGACUUACAUCUGUAGAGAAAACAAAGAUAGCAAAUACUUACAUUGGCACACGCAUGAAAGAUCUUCAUGACUUAUCACAAAAGUAUGAGUUUUUUCCACUAUUGUGUAGUUUAUAUCCUACAAUAAAAAAAGAUGUAGACGUAAAAGAAUUUUUCAAAACCCCUUUUACUAUCUAUAAAAAUGAGCUAGAUGAAUUAAGUGAACAUGGUAAUGAAGGGAAAUAUAGAAUAUGUAGCCUUGCUUUAUGUGUGCUUUCAAAUAAUCAUCUUGAAGAAAAAUGGUUCCAGGGUAAACUAACAAAGAGACAAAAACUGAUCAUACAAGACACAUAUAAUUCUUGUGGAUUAGACAGAGGUAUUUCAAAAGCUAAACUGCAACAUGCCCUUGACACCUUAGAUGGUACAUUUAUCUGUAAACAAAAUGGUAUUUAUAGAAUUCUACAUGAUAAACUAUUUGACUUCCUUGCUCAUUACUUUGGCCAGAAAAUGAUUGAAUGUCUGAUAGACCAUGGUAGUAGUGGUAUAGUACAUACACGUUUGAUUUGGCAGAAAUCACCAGAUGACGAGAACAGUAACAUAGACUUCAUUAUUGAAAUACCAGAUAAUGAUUUAGAAACAUAUCUAAAAAGGUGUAUAGAGGACUGGUCAUCAGGAAAUGUGACAGUUGUGUUUAUAAACAAUAAUAUGAAGAGAUCUUCAUUUCGACAACAGUUAUUGCAGUACAUACAACAACUAAAAAAAUCAGAACAAGUUACAUUAGCCAAUACCAGGGACACAGUGAUACCUAAGGAGAUUUGUGGAUCAGGUAAUACUCCACUAAUAAUUACUUGUUAUAAUAGUUAUACUGAUAUGGUACAGUGGAUGUUAUGCAAUGAAGUGGAUGUGGAUCAGUGUAGAGAUGAUGGGAUUACCGGACUGUUCAUGGCAAGUCAGAACGGAUAUCAUGAUAUAGUAAAAUUACUGUUGGAGAAUAAUUCUUAUGUUGACUUAUGUGACAAGAAUGGAUGUAGUCCUCUGUACAUAGCAAGUCAGAAUGGACAUACUGCUAUAGUAAAGUUACUGUUAGAGAAUAAUCCUAAUGUUGACCUAUGUGACAAGAAUGGCUGUAGUCCUCUGUACAGGGCAAUUCAGAGAGGACAUACUGAUAUAGUAAAGUUACUGUUAGAGAAUAAUCAUAAUGUUGAUCUAUGUAACAAGGAUGGCUGUAGUCCUCUGCACUUGGCAAGUCAAAAUGGACAUACUGCUAUAGUAAAUUUACUGUUAGAGAAGAAUCCUAAUGUGGAUUUAUGUGACAAGGAUGGUUUCACACCACUCAUUAAUUCCUGUGCAUGUUCCUACACCAGUAUAGUACAGCUAUUAAUAAAACAUAAACCAAAUAUUGAUGCCCAGACCUAUGAGGGAUGUAAUGCUUUAAUUUUCAGUGCACUGACUGGAAACCUAGAGAUAACACAGCUACUUGUAAAGAACAAUGCUGACUGUAAUGUGUGUAGCUGUAGUAAACAGUCUUUAAUAGAUACAAUUAAAGGCCAGUCAUCAAGAACAUUAGAAGAAGAAAAACAGGGUUGUUUUGAUUAUCUAAUAAAGGAAGCAUCCUCACAUGUAGCCGAUUAUAUAUGGAAGAAAACAGUAAACUACGUCUUCGAUAUGCAGGCUGGUUGUUCUCCAUUACACUUUGCCUGCUUUAUGGAUAGGCUUGAUGUGGUCCGUUGUCUUCUGGACCACAAUGCUAACAUCAACAUGACAAACGAAGACGAAACAACUCCAUUAUUUUUUGCAUGUGAAGUAGGACAUGAGGAUAUUGUAUGA
This is a messenger RNA of Mytilus trossulus (common blue mussel), 3408 nucleotides long. RefSeq lists its product as uncharacterized. The record is from RefSeq and is a predicted model, not a curated record. Lineage: Eukaryota; Metazoa; Mollusca; Bivalvia; Mytilida; Mytilidae. Gene Ontology annotation, molecular function: protein binding. Bases 1 to 3408 code for a protein of 1135 amino acids. The transcript is spliced from 5 exons.